Molecule: messenger RNA, 3750 nt
Organism: Pieris rapae (cabbage white)
Lineage: Eukaryota; Metazoa; Arthropoda; Insecta; Lepidoptera; Pieridae
Product: adenylate cyclase type 10-like
Exons: 29
Coding region: 1-3750 (1249 amino acids)
Cellular component (GO): cytoplasm
Molecular function (GO): adenylate cyclase activity
Source: RefSeq, a predicted model, not a curated record
AUGAUAGCGUACCCUAAUAAAGUUACGUGCGAUAAAGAAACUUUUCUAAGAAGUAAACUCGAUCAAGAGUUUUUCAAGUUAAUGGAAGCUAAAAUUCUAAAGGGAUUCACUAACCCUGGGCCUAUUUACGAAUUUAACCGUUCUAGCACUAAGAGAGUCAGCUAUUCUCAUCCAAUAUUGGGCCGUGAUGAGGAACUACAAGUUUAUCUAUCUACUCUGAGGAAGGCUAUUGAUGAGUACUCUAAGAAGUUCACGCGUUAUAGGGACCAUAAAUUUGCAGUGGCUAUAGUCGGUUCUAGAUUGGCGGGCAAAAGUCGUUUGAUGGCUGAGUGUCUUAAUAUUACUCCUAAAUUCGUGGAGAUAGAUCAAAUUAUACUCACAGAAAACGAUAAUGUAAGAUUUUUAUACACUCUCGCCUCUACUCUGAAAUUUGCAACAGCUACUCCAAAUUACGAAAAUACAAAAGUACCCUACCAAUUACUAAGACUUAUUAUGGGUCGGCUAUUCAAAGGCAUUGGCCGAUCAUCGCGGGAAAAUCGAGAGAGUAGAAUAAGAUUUACAGUGGAUAUGACAUCACUCCGGCCUCUAGAAAUCUAUGCCAUCAAUACAAUUUUUGACUGUCGUUUCCCAUUACCAGAGAGCUUUCAUUACGACGACAGUGAAGGUUUACUCAAAGAGUAUCAAGUACGAAUUCUGAUGCAGAACAUUUUUGAAGCGAGUUUCAAGCAACUACGAGUGGUGGCUGUGGCAGAAGCUCAACACAUUGAUGAUGAAUCUUGGAAAGUGCUCUUAUUAAUCCUUCAAUAUAAAAUUUUCUUCCUUCUACUCACAGUUACAGACGAAGAUAAACUUUCGCAUGUGGGUCGUUCUGCCUUAGGGAACCACAUGAUCGUAAAGUUGCAAAUAUCUGGUAUAGAUCGUCGAUAUCUUGCUGCCCUUGCUUGCCAAUUAUUGGAUGUGCAGGCUAUACCUUCUGAACUUGAUAAGGUGAUUGAGAGUGCAAGCGACGGUCUUCCUGGUUGGAUUCAAAAUUUUCUAAUUUGUCUGGUUCAAAGGGAACAGUUGACUAUGGUAACAGUACCGCGAACACAGGCUUUAGAUACUGGUGCACUUACUCCACCCACAUUUCUUUUAAAGAAGCCCGAUGACAAAAUUAGUGUAUCUUCAGAGAGCUAUAUUAAGCCAGACAAGGGUAGUGACGCCAGUAUUGGAGAAGACCGUCAAACUGAUAUUAUUCAGAUGGCUGUUCUAUCCAAAUAUUAUAAUUUCGACGAUGUCAAGGUGGACAUGAAGAUGGACGUUUUAAUACUGAAAACUUACGACUCUCUAACGCCGUUUGAGAAAAUGCUUUUAAAAUGCAGUUCCGUACUGGGCGAUGUAUUUUCUCGAAGGAUGCUUCUACAUUUACUGCAAUGUGAAUCGCCGCGAAAAGUUGCAGAAGCGGUGGCAAAGUUAUUUUCUAUACGAGUGUUGGAAUGCGAAGGCGGUGAUUUUACUCGCGAUCAUUCGAGGGUACUUAUUAAUCCGGCACCAGUUUCCAAGGAAUAUGUUCUGCCUUUUUGUUUUUGUCUGGGAACUAAGCGAUUGAGCGAUUGCGAUGAUUUACCCGCCUUUGCGUUUUGUGGUUAUAUGAAGUUUAGACAUACGCUGUUUAGAAGUACCACCUACGAUCUGCUUACUGAUUGUCAAAAGAGAGAAAUGCAUUCACGUGCCUUGCUGUAUCUGGAGAGGUACACACGGAAAUGUUCGUCUUGUGGUUCUGGUUGCUUUUCACGGCUUUUUGGACUUAGGUGUGAUGAUGGCUUAAAGAAAGAAACGGAAGAUUUAAAACAAACGCGAGAACAAAUACGUACUCUGAAUGCAGAGUCAAAAGUCUCGGAGGGUAAUAUUUACAACGCUAUCGGAAAUCUAAGCGAGUGUGGAUUAAGUAGCCGUCGCGAUUCAAAGGCACUAACUGAAUCAGAAGCUGAUUUGAGGCGCGUCAGUCGAUCAAUUCAAAUCCGAAAAGACACGAAAAUUCCAUCUUUCUCAUCAGUUGAGUUGAACACUUGUGAAUGUAUGUCUAUACUACUUACUGCGUAUUCUCAAGGCAUUGGUCACUGUCUCUGGGUUGGUGAUAGUGAAAAGUUGUUCGAGGCAUAUUUAGAGUACGCCGACAUAAGUAAAUUGAACGCUAACAUUCCCCAAGCGAUACAUCUCCUGUAUGAAAUCGAAGAGAUAAUAAAAGUAUGUUUCUUCAACGAUAGAUACCAAAUACUUCGUGAUGAUUAUCAUCAAGAUAAAUGCAUAAAGUGGUUAUUUGACUCAAAGUUGGCUAGGAUCUAUUCGUUGCGUGGCAUUUGUUUAUUGGAGUGUGGGGAUUUGAAGAAGUCCCGCGAAUAUUUGUACUACGCAAUGAAACUCUUUAAGGAUCCAUUUCCAGAGACAAAAAAUUCUAAAAGGCUUCAAAACUAUCUAUGCUCGGUCAACCAAGUCAUGGCACUAUAUGUCGUUCCAAAGUUUUAUGUGGGGACUGAGAGUGGGGUCGUUGCGGACUUUUUUGAGAGUAUCGCUUGGAAUUUAUGCAGACUUUUUAAAUUAUUCAAGGAAUUAAAGGAAGAACAUAACGCGGCUUUGGCUGCUAUAUGGUCGCUCAAUUACGCUAUUAAAUCAGACAGCAACUUUCGUCUUCUCUGCACAAGCUAUGGAAAUGUGAUAAAUAUUUAUCGCCAACAGCAAAAGUUUAGAUUAUGCCAACGUGUAGAAAAUAAAGCGCGGGAAUUAUGUAACCGGAAGUGCGGCCAUGUUGACCUACUGGAGGCGCAUGCAGUUGGUCAUCUUCAUACCAACAUAUUUCUCUACAAUGUCCAACGUGGAAAUAAAAUGGAGAGUUUAGAAUUCGGUCUUUCUGUAAUGCGAAUCAUGACAGAUCUAUCAGAUAUUACAACGAGAGAAUCCCUAAAUUUUUGGAUAUUAAAACUACUUCUUACCGAGUUACGAAUUCACCAAAUGGUGUCCAUAAUGAAGGAGUUUAUGUACCAGGAGCAUAUGGAUGUGAGCACGGAUGUCUGGUACUACUUCUAUUCCAUGUCAAUAUUCUUGGACACUGGGUAUUGUGUUGAAUCGUACAAAACGUGUGAGACAUUUUACAUAAAGAAGGGUGAUUUAUUUCUGAGGUCCAAGACUCCGGAAGCCGGGUGGAACUUCUAUGCUAGCAUGUGGCUUUUCACUAUACGAGUAGGUAUGUGGGAGAAAAGUGUAAUAUGGAAUGAUAAAAUCGAAGAAAUCCAAAAGAUGGAAUCAACAAUACAUGAAUAUUACACAUCAAUGAUGUUGAUGGUGGUAGAAGGGUAUAUGAUUGAUUUAGUACGAGAGUUAAAUAAUAGAAACAUUAAGAAAGUUUUGUAUAUCGCUGAAACUUUGAAGACACUAAUGCCGAAACUGAUGGUUUCUUGUAAACAUUAUCCAAUCUUUCAAUCAAGAUAUUAUCUUCUCAACGGCUAUUAUAACUUCAUAAGACUCAAGAAACAAUGUGCCUUCAAUUCUCUAAAAAGGGCUUUACAAAUAGCAAAAAAAUAUUCAGACAGAUUAAUGAUAAUUUGGAUUGAACAUAAUAAACAUAAUUGGAAGCAAACCCUCAACCCUAGAUUGGAAAAUUAUUGGUCGGAACAUGUGGAAUCUGACACCGUACUCAAUUACAAGACAUUCGAAGUUGAGAAGGGCAAGAAAAUCAUACCAUAUACCCUCCCUAUUCCAAGAAUAUUUAUAUGA